Staurois parvus is the source of this 309-nucleotide messenger RNA. The record is from the annotation of a GenBank genome assembly. NCBI's taxonomy places the organism in Eukaryota, Metazoa, Chordata, Amphibia, Anura, Ranidae.
AUAGUGAAUGCAGGGUCCGGGGAGACCAGAUAUAGUGAAUGCAGGGGUCCGGGGAGAUCAGAUAUAGUGAAUGCAGGGUCCGGGGAGAUCAGAUAUAGUGAAUGCAGGGUCCGGGGAGAUCAGAUAUAGUGAAUGCAGGGUCCAGGGAGAGCGGAUAUAGUGAAUGCAGGGUCCGGGCAGGAGAGCAGAUAUAGUGAAUGCAGGGCCCAGGGAGAGCAGAUAUAGUGAAUGCGGGGUCCGGGGAGAGCAGAUAUAGUGAAUGCAGGGUCCGGGGAGAGCGGAUAUAGUGAAUGCAGGGUCCGGGGAGAC